Messenger RNA from Batrachochytrium dendrobatidis JAM81, 566 nucleotides. RefSeq lists its product as uncharacterized. The transcript has a single exon. NCBI's taxonomy places the organism in Eukaryota, Fungi, Chytridiomycota, Chytridiomycetes, Rhizophydiales. Bases 9 to 551 code for a protein of 180 amino acids. The record is from RefSeq and is a predicted model, not a curated record.
CAUUGGCUAUGCGAUCGACGGUUGCAUCGGCAUCCACUCCUGCUUAUGCCUUUUCUUUAGACAAGACACACCUUUCAAAAAAUGUAGAUGUGCUUGUAGACGACAAUCUAUCUCUAAACCAGCCGUCUCCUUGGACUACUCCUCUCCAGCCAGAUCGUAUGAAUUCUGCACAAGACCAAGCUAGUCCAGUAGGAUUGACUGAAUCAAUGGAGUCAGAAAUGCCAACAACUCAAAAAGUGAUCUGGGAUAGCCCAUUGGACUAUCCUCCAAAUCGCUCUGUUAAUUCAAUGGAAAUGCAUGCUUUGGCCACCACAUUUGACAGUAGCAAUGUAGGCCACUCUUUUCCUGCUUCACCACUAUGCACCAUGACUAUUUCUGACGAGAUGGUAACUGCAUCCGACAUCACAACUUCGAUUGAAUUGAAUGGUAAUGAAUCAGCACCGAUUGAUAUAACUUUUCAAGACAACACUGUGGCUAGCAGUGCCGAAUGUGAUCAAGAUGAUAGUGACUCGGAAUCAUUUCCUUUGAUCAAUGUUGAUGACGACGAAUGAAUUUAGUUUUAAAUC